Molecule: messenger RNA, 690 nt
Organism: Pelobates cultripes (western spadefoot toad)
Lineage: Eukaryota; Metazoa; Chordata; Amphibia; Anura; Pelobatidae
Source: the annotation of a GenBank genome assembly
AUGGUACCCCCUGAUCCAACCUCUAAUCAGGGGACCAAAGGUUCCAUUAGACUGGACAGCAGAUUGCUUCCUAGGGACCAGGGAUCUCUUAACCAAGCUCCCUCAACUUAUGUGGAUGGCAGCCCUGGUAGGCUUUUAACGCAUCCUCUUCUGUCUGACUGGGUUUUAGAUAUAUUUAAUUAUUCAUUACGGCGCAGGACCAGGGUAAGAUACAAACAGAUGAUCGAGGAAUUUAAAGCAUGGGAAGUUUCCUUUAAUUCCCUUUCCCAUGAAUCUGACACAAUUUCCUUAGCUUUGGAAUUCCUUACGCUCAAAUAUCAUCCAGGGUUAGCAGUCAGUGCGAUUAAGACGUAUAGUUCUGCAUUAAAUUUUCUAAUCCCCAAUCUGACCCAAGACGCCCUUUACCUCAGGUUACUCAAAGGGCUAUACGUCUGCCGGCCUUCUACUCUGAGAUACACUUCCACUUGGGGUGUGGACCUUUUAUUAAACUACCUUAAUUCUUUGGUCAAUGACCAGAUUGACCUAAAAUGGACGGCGAUUAAAUUGGCAUCCCUUCUAGCUUUAGCUCUGGCAGCUAGAGGCUCAGAAUUAACCCAGCUAAAUAUUGUCGAUCCAUGGUUGUCCCGAACUCCUGGGGGAUUUCAUGUCAUCCUUAAAGGGAGACAGAAGACUUCCCAUAUUUUCCUGUAG